GAUUUCUUUGGUGAAUAUCGCGAUGCGGCUUGGGAUGAGGUGGAUGCUCUGGAGGCGGAGAAUAGGACUCUGAGGCAAUCUAAUGAGGAGCUGGAGGGCAGGAUACCUCAGCUGAAUGAGAGUAUCAUCAAGGCACGCAUUGACAAGACCGCAGGGGAGUGGUGGUCUGUUGUAGCCAAUAAGGCAGGGAACCCUACG
Molecule: messenger RNA, 198 nt
Organism: Perkinsus marinus ATCC 50983
Lineage: Eukaryota; Perkinsozoa; Perkinsida; Perkinsidae
Exons: 1
Source: RefSeq, a predicted model, not a curated record